AUGGAUAUAUUGAAUGAUGAGCUUCAGAACAUGCGAGACUUCGGCAAAGAUGUUUCGGAGCGCUGCGAUUGUGCACUAAAAUACACUCAUGGACUUCCUUAUGCCUGUGAGCUAAGGGAGGCACACACUGUACGUAGAAAUAUUACGACCGACGACAUCCACAACUUCUGGAGCUCACUAGAGGUGACGCAACCAGGUCAGCAGAGUGCAUCGGCGAGUGGAUGGACAGAUCAUGAUUAUUUUCGGUGGCUUGCCGAGGAGAUUGAAGCGGCCGACCUUGCGAUUGUACGAUACCUAAACCAUCUCAUCGACUCUCAACUUCACCCUGAUCAACAGGGAUACACAGAACCUGCAGUGAAGGAAAAUCCGAGAGGUCGGCCCAAGAAGAAAAAUUCAACAAAACGCAAUCUAUCGAGAUGGGAGUACAGUGAAAGAGGUCGUACGGCGGGGCGUAAAAGUACUUCUUCAUGUGCUUCAUCGCAAUCGGGGUACACGGAAACAGGUCGUCGGCCGGGGCGUAAGAGCACUUCUUCGUGUGCUCCGUCGAUGUGGGACUACAGGGAAAGAGGUCGUCCGGUGGGUCGUACAAGCACUUCUUCGUGUGCCCCGACAAGCUCAUCGUCUCAAGAUCCGACAGAUACUUUCGAGACGGAUUUUUUUCAGUACCAACAUCGUGGUAGGAUUCCCUACGUAGUUCACAGCUACGUACAGAGUUAUCUGGAUGUGACGCCGGACGGGAACUGCGGAUUUCGGGUGGUUGCAAGUUACAUUUAUAGGGAUCAACAGAAGUGGGAUGUGGCAAGAAGAAAUAUUGCAAAUGAGAUUGCAGCCAACAUUCAUUUGUACGCUCCAUUUUAUUGGGAUGGGGUCGACGUCGCAAUCGAUCGUAUAAGAUGGGACGGGGGUCCUUGUGGCGAGGAGCAUUGGAUGAAUGCUACGGGCGACCUCUUUGCUAUUGUUACACUGUUUAAUGCAGUUGUCGUGUUGUUAAGCUAUGGUCCCAACGAUAACAAUAUGGGCAUGGCCAGCAUGACGGUAUUCCCGAUCCACGCACCAUCCACGGCUACACGACCUGACUGUGAGAUCGUCAUAGGUCAUCUUGGUUCCUACGCGCACUUCAUUCGUGUCAAUCUGUGUUCUGAUUCUCCAUUACCGCCUUUGUGUUAUUUUUGGGAGAAAUACCGAGAUGUUUCGGUUGAAGAUUGGCCGUAUCAGUACCAGAGCAGGUUCCAGUUGUGGAAUGAUAUUCGUACUGCAGCUGGAAUUUGA
This is a messenger RNA of Striga asiatica, 1269 nucleotides long. Lineage: Eukaryota; Viridiplantae; Streptophyta; Magnoliopsida; Lamiales; Orobanchaceae. The record is from the annotation of a GenBank genome assembly.